Molecule: messenger RNA, 597 nt
Organism: Topomyia yanbarensis
Lineage: Eukaryota; Metazoa; Arthropoda; Insecta; Diptera; Culicidae
Gene: RpS12
Product: small ribosomal subunit protein eS12
Exons: 4
Coding region: 118-540 (140 amino acids)
Biological process (GO): translation
Cellular component (GO): ribosome; cytosolic small ribosomal subunit
Molecular function (GO): structural constituent of ribosome
Source: RefSeq, a predicted model, not a curated record
CUGUCAAUAAUUUCCAUCAACUUCCUGUUUCGUAAUGUCAUAUUUCUUUCGGUCUUUUUCCGUCAUCUCUUUACUGUGAUUGAAACACAUUUCGUUGUGUAUAAAAAGAAAAUCAUAAUGUCGGAUGUCGAAGUUGAAGUCCCGGUUGCGCCGAUCGAUGGAACGAUGGAUGUGAACACUGCCCUGCAGGAAGUGCUAAAGAAGUCGCUGAUUGCUGACGGGUUGGUGCACGGUAUUCACGAGGCUUGCAAGGCGCUGGACAAACGUCAGGCCGUGCUCUGCAUUCUUGCCGAGAGCUGCGACGAGCCCCAGUACAAGAAGUUGAUCACAGCUCUUUGCAACGAGCAUCAAAUUCCGCUUAUUCGGGUGGAUUCUAACAAGAAGCUCGGAGAAUGGUCCGGUUUGUGUAAAAUCGAUAAGGAAGGAAAACCGAGGAAGAUUUCGGGUGCUUCUUGUGUAGUGCUGAAGGCAUACGGAGAAGAAACUCCGGCUCAUGAUGUUAUCAAAGAGCAUAUGAAACAGCUGCGACAGUCGAGCUAAUUUAGAAAGUAAUUAAAUGAGAAAUAAAUACGAACGUCGCUAAAGCAUUUUUAACAA